Molecule: messenger RNA, 761 nt
Organism: Closterium sp. Naga37s-1
Lineage: Eukaryota; Viridiplantae; Streptophyta; Zygnematophyceae; Desmidiales; Closteriaceae
Source: the annotation of a GenBank genome assembly
AUGUCUUCCUGCUCCGACAGUUUCCUGCUCCGAUUAAGGCACAACCGGGCGGAGUUGAUUGGCUUUAUCUGCAAGCACUUGCCUGAUGUCAUUGCGAUCCAGGUGAUUCCGGCAGAGCGAGUCAGGUGGAUGCAGCAGAGCGAGUCAGGUGGAUGCAGCAGAGCGAGUAAGGUGGAUGCAGCAGAGCGAGUCAGGUGGAUGCAGCAGAGCGAAUCAGGUGGACGCAGCAGAGCGAAUCAGGUGGACGCAGCAGAGCGAAUCAGGUGGAUGCAGCAGAGCGAAUCAGGUGGAUGCAGCAGAGCGAAUCAGGUGGAUGCAGCAGAGCGAAUCAGGUGGAUGCAGCAGAGCGAAUCAGGUGGAUGCAGCAGAGCGAAUCAGGCUGAAUUGCUUUUCCUGACUCCCUUUCCCUUCCUAUUCCCCUGCCUACGCUACGCCUCUCCCUUUUCCCCCACCCCUUCCCCUCUCCUUUCCCCAUCCCCCCUUCCCCCCUUCACUCCUUCCCCCGCCACCCCAUCUGGGGCGCUGGAGGAGGUGCGCAUGCCAGCAGCAGGGCGGAAGGACGGACCUCUCAACCAAUCAGAGCUUAAGGAUGACACGAAGCAGGCCCGGGAGGAGAGUUCGUGCAGCAUGCACUGGCGUUGCCGCCGUUCACCCUGUACCGGGUGUGGUGGUCCCUCGCCCCCACCAAGUAUGCCAGCACAGCCAUGCUGCUCAAACGCUCCCUGCUGCCCCACCUCCUCUCCGCCUCCUUCUCCCUCGAU